CGCAAACGCUCUGUGAUGUACGUCUGCAAACUUAGACUUUUUCUGAUUUAUAUUUCCCUCUUUUUUCUUUUCUGUGAUGUGAGGUGCCUCUUUAAUGGCUGGAGAUGUGGAAAUCAUUGACUUUACAAGGCCAGAUGGCAGCAGGAAGAAUCUAUUCAUCACUAACAUACCUGGGAAACUAGCUGAUGAAGACGUUGUGUAUCAACUGAGAGAAACAUUUGAGCCGUAUGGUCUACUGUUUAGGGUCCAGGUCUUCCCAACACAGUGGAAACCUAAGCCUGGUACAGAGGUAGAAAAUACUGAGCAGCAGUGUUCUGGGUACUAUGCGUUUGUCACAUUCUACUCGGCUAUGGAGGCCACUAAAGCCAAGGGAGCACUCAACAGUGUUGUUAUGCGGGCCGGGGAAGAAUGCAAGAUUGCGUUUGCAAAGCGUAAGAAGGAGCUACAGGAGAAAUGUUCGCUGUACUUCACCAAGUGUUAUGAGUUGAUCAAUCAUUACCUAGGCUUCAACAGCUGGUCGACCACUCUUAAGACUAUGUUUGAAGACAAGGAAAGUGUCACAGAUACGAGUCGUACAUUGUACAUCAAAUACGUGAGCCUGGUGGAACUGCGGGUGUUGGAUCUGGUAACGGAGGGAGUAGGGGUAUGGCAAGAAGCCCUUGUAAAAUCUACAGAUCCGUUGGUGAGAAUCCAAGCAACAGGAAAAUGCCGCAAGUUGUGUCACAUGCGGGCGAUAGAGAACGCCUUCUCGCACUUGUUACUCGUUAUCCUGGGCAACGGGAAGGUUCAUGUAGAGAUUGACACAACAGUCCCAGAACUGCGUACCGAUGUGGUCAAGGAUGACCAACUGGUCAAGGUGACUGAACUUAGCGAUCAACCAAUGAUGGAACAAGAGAUGAAUGACAAAGAAGAUGCUACGACAACAUCUGUUAGCACAAAUAAACUGUCAGCCAGCGCUCUGGACGACAUCAACCUGCAGAUACUUCAGGAAUUGGAAGAUGACAUGUGAUAUUAAAAUUUCCCAUGUGAAUGAUUUAAUGAUUAAAUGACCUGCCUUAAGGUGGUCAAAAUAUUAUUGAUGCAAAUAAUGUGAACCGUUGGCCAGGACACUUAGAUUCAAUAUUCAUAUCACAUCCAGAAAUGGAAAAAACCCUUGGUGAGAUGGUGAAAAGAUUGUUGAUACUAGUAAAGUGAGUUGCUGGCCAGGACUUUUAAAGCAUUAAUCUCCAGGAAGGUCAGGAAUUAAAGCUCUUUAAUAUGGUCAAAAUAUUGUCUAUGCAAGUAAUGUGGGCUAUUGGCCAGGAAACUUUUAAGGCUUCAAUCUACAGAAAGGUCAGGUAUUGGAAAUAAACCACGUCAAAAUAUUGUUAAUGCAAUUAAGUGAUGUGAAGUAGUGACAUGGACAAUUCAAUAUACAGAUCUAUACCAAAUUGAAGGAAUGGUAUAUCAUAUGCCCAGUGAGGAAAUUGAAUUAAGAAAUUGACUUUUAGUUUACAAAAUGGCUUGUUUUAUAAAUAUAGGCCUAGUGAUUUCCUUCCCUGUUUUGAAGCGCCCAGGUUACCCAGAUUUCAAAAUUCAACUGCCCCUGAAAGCUGGGGCACUAACAUGGCCUGGGGAAAGCCAUGUUAUUACAAGUUCAGUUGAAAUAAAUGAAAAUAUCAGGAAUGCUAUGCAUUUAUUUUGUUUUACAUCAUUCACAAGUAUAAAAAUCAUUGAUGUAUGGAAUGUAUAUAUAUAGAUGAAAAUAAUAGAAUGUGAAAAAGG
Mya arenaria is the source of this 1764-nucleotide messenger RNA. Its product is annotated as RAD52 motif-containing protein 1-like. The transcript has 8 exons. The record is from RefSeq and is a predicted model, not a curated record. Lineage: Eukaryota; Metazoa; Mollusca; Bivalvia; Myida; Myidae. Gene Ontology annotation, molecular function: RNA binding. Bases 95 to 1009 code for a protein of 304 amino acids. Gene Ontology annotation, cellular component: nucleolus.